AUGAUAUGACAGAGCAGUUAGCGACUUCCUUCCAGGCAGCAACAGAGACUGCGGUUACGGACUCCUCCAAGAUGCUGGCCCUAAUUAACAGACUAUUAGACUGGUUCAGGUCGCUUUUCUGGAAAGAAGAGAUGGAGCUCACGUUAGUUGGACUUCAGUACUCGGGAAAAACCACAUUUGUCAAUGUGAUUGCUUCGGGACAGUUCAGUGAAGACAUGAUUCCCACAGUUGGCUUCAACAUGCGGAAGGUCACUAAAGGCAAUGUAACAAUAAAGAUAUGGGACAUAGGUGGACAGCCUCGCUUCAGGAGCAUGUGGGAGCGCUACUGUAGAGGAGUGAAUGCUAUUGUUUACAUGGUGGAUGCAGCAGACCGAGAGAAGAUAGAAGCUUCCAGAAACGAACUACACAACCUUUUAGACAAACCACAACUACAAGGAAUUCCUGUGCUAGUCCUCGGCAACAAGCGGGACUUAUUCAACGCGCUUGAUGAGAAGCAGCUCAUUGAAAAAAUGAACCUUUCUGCCAUUCAGGACCGAGAGAUCUGCUGCUACUCUGUGUCUUGCAAAGAGAAAGACAACAUAGAUAUCACACUGCAGUGGCUCAUCCAGCAUUCAAAGUCACGAAGAAGUUGAAAGUGCCCCCCCCCCCACAUCUGCCGGUCACAGCCGCUGGCCUCAGCCACCCCCUUCACCUAUCGGCCAGGGGUCCUCAACAGUCACCCUUUGCACUGCCCCUGUGAAGUAAUCCAGCUCUCUCUGCUCAUUACCGCCCCCUGCACCAUCUCAUACACUACCAUAGAUGUGCAUCCUCCUGUACAGCACUACCACCAUCCCCCAACCACCUGGACUCUCACUACUGUGACAGUGGGUGGCUUUAACCCCUGAGUAAGGCCUUCUCAGUAGCCGCAACACGCUCUGAGUCUGUGUGCAUCGUGAAGGUUUCUUCUUGUUAAUGGUUUCCAGGAAUCCAACGGUACUGCAGUAUGCUGUUACCCGACAUCAAACACCUACUCUGUUGCCUGUCAACAUUCAGUGCUUCUGUGGCAUUGUGUGAUUGUAGUUUUGAGCAGCUAUUUGCCAAAUGACGAUGGUUGCUUCUGCCUAAGUCUUUUAUUUCCCGGUAAUCUCUCUGCAGUGUAGCGCACAUUCUUAAUUUGCUGGCAUCUGGAAGUGUCUCUGGGUGUCUUAAAUUCAAGUUUACAUGUAACUUUAAAUAUUGCUAGAGGUAAGAUUUUUGGUGUGGCUGUUGUGUCUCAAGGCAAAAUUCCCUAGCCAAAUUUUAAGUGCCUUUGACUGUGAAAGUGUCCCAAUCAGACGGUUAUUGCCCAACGCAGCUCCCAGUCCGCUAUGACAACCAUACUCAGAACAGACACGGCUCAGAUUCCUUAAUUGCUCUCAACAGCGCCUCUCGACAAUCUCGUUUGAAGCUCUGUAAUCACCUAAACACAUUAUAGUGUCUGAGAAGUGACAGUGCUAUGCUGAUGAUGAAGAAUGAAUAAGAAAAAAUGUUACAUUUUGUGUGCAUGCUGGGGCAUUGGAACGCUGUUUCACUUGUAGGCAUUGAGUCAUGUCUGUAGCUUUGAAAGAUGGGCUAAAUCACAGUUUCAGCUCUCAGAUUGUUUAAUUGUUUUAAAGCAAAGAGCCUGAGCGCAGAUAUCUCUCUCAUGGUAGAUUUUAUCUGUAGGGGUUGGGUAACAGAAAGCCAGUGUUACUCAUUUGCAGCACCUCUUCAAAUUUUGUAAAUGCCACAUCAGGCAAUGAGUAAAAGUUUUCAUUUACAUGAUUUUGCUUUUAAUUAAUAAGACUAAUAGAUCAAACCACUAUCCUCUCGCCUGGUUGAUGUAUCUCAAUCUGUUUUUCCUCCUUUUGCCCAAGCGUACGUCCCUGGAGUGGGUUGAAUCAUCUCCCUGCAGGAUGUCUGCAUGCCACCGUAGCCAUGCCCACAUCCCCAUCACUAUGUUUUAUCACAUGUAGUCCAUACUUGAUUGUUGGGACCACAGCAGCAGUGAUGGGCUGUUCACUUUGGCUGACAGUGUGGCUCAUCUUACAGAAAGCUUUUGUUACCUGUGAAAUAAAUAUAGCCUAUUUGCAAUAUUUGUAUCUGCAUGUGCUGGGCUUGUUCACAUUCAUUCGUACACUUUGUAAAUAAGACGUUAGCAUUUUUAUUCAAAUAAAUGCUCCUGUAUGCAUUCUUUCCCUGUGAUUGCCAAUAAAUUUGUUUUUAUUUAUAAGGAUUUCAAA
Girardinichthys multiradiatus is the source of this 2240-nucleotide messenger RNA. Its product is annotated as ADP-ribosylation factor-like protein 8B. Gene Ontology annotation, biological process: protein transport; anterograde axonal transport. The transcript is spliced from 7 exons. The record is from RefSeq and is a predicted model, not a curated record. NCBI's taxonomy places the organism in Eukaryota, Metazoa, Chordata, Actinopteri, Cyprinodontiformes, Goodeidae. The coding region runs from base 6 to 632 and encodes 208 amino acids. Gene Ontology annotation, cellular component: lysosomal membrane. Gene Ontology annotation, molecular function: GTPase activity; GTP binding.